GGGGAUAAAUUAUUAGAUUUGUAUAAAAUCCAUAAAAUGCAAGUCUAUGGAGAGCCACAAUGUGUGUGUGUGCUCAAAACAACAACAAUGCAUGUAAAUAGAAUAAAAUGUAAAUACUUGUAAAAUAUUUAGGCAGUUUUUAUCCGUUUAAAUAAUACGAAUGGCAACACAAAUGGCUCUACACUAUGGAAAAUAAACAAAAGCAGUAUACUAUCGAGGCGUCUUGCAGAACUACGUCACGUCUUUUCCCCCCACGUCACGCUCUCGCGCGCAUCGCUGGUCGUCAUGACAUCAGCGUCCAAAACGGCAGUUCUGAAAAUCAAUUUAUGCCUUUAUACUCCAUAUAUUAAUCGCAGCUUAUUCUUACAGUGCAACCAGCACGUAUAAGAUGUCAGGCUCGUACAAUUUAAUGGUAAGUUUGCAGUGUUAAAUGAGGUUUCUUGUUAAUUGUAAGUUUUAUUUGUAUUUGCUUUGUUUAGCCUUUUGGUAUUAAAUUCAUAAAGAUGUCAGAUCAGUCGCUCCUCAUCUACACAUAAGUAUUUUCUGGCAUUACAGAAAUGUUCCCUUUGUUGUGCCACAGGUUGCACUGUGAUUGUAGCUUCCCGGAAUGAAUAUCACCCAGGCCUUUGAAUCAGACUUUACUGAUGCUGAGAAACAACAUGCAGUUCUGGACAGCACAGAUGGGGACACAGAGGCAUUGGACAGACAGUAUGUCCAUGUGCUGUUAGAUAUCAGUGAAGAGGAUGAUUGGAUGGAGCAGGACAAACAUGAGUUUCAGAGUCAGACUGGCUGGGAAGAUGCUGUUGAGGGAUGGGGGAGAUCUCCCCCUCUUGCUUUAUUCCUUCAAGCUCAAAGGAAGGGGAAGAGAAUCAAGCAAAACAUUAUAGACUCUCAUUGCAUCCUCUGUGCUGAGCUGAAUCUCCCUAUCUGUUGCACAGCUGGAAGUGCUCCCGAACCUUGCUAUGACAUUUCAGAUGAAAACUUCAGAAAGACUGACCCUAUCCCUCAGGAUUUUGUCAUGGAAGCUCAUAACACCCCUUCCUCUGCCUCAUCAGAUGUAAUUCACUCUCAGCUAAAUAUAUCAGGGCCAUUAAUCAAUAAAUUGCCAUCUGGAGAUGAUCAAUGUGCACACAACAAAUCUCUUUCAGUCUGCUAUUGCCAUAAAGCUCCGUGUUUAAUGCUAAAGGAAAAGGGAGUUGGUCAGGUAGGUCUCAGCUUCAACAAUUUUAGUGUGUUGCCCCCUGUCAAAGAGUCCAGAAAUCUGAGGAGCUCCAGUCUUUUUAAAAGGAUGGAGCCAAUAGACUGGUACCCAGCUGAGGAAGGAGUCAUUGAGGCCAUGACACCUGGCGCCACUGGUGCUGUCUCAGAUGGUGAAAGAGUGGGUGUCAAUGGUGAGAACAGCUAUCAGGGAUCUCCCACCUCUAAACACCGGCUGGGUCAGCGCAGCAAUGACCUGCCAUCUACUUGUAACAUUAUUUUGAAUAAGAAGUAUGAGCUGCCCUCCAGGACUGUAGCAGAUACAUUACCUCGGUCUACAUACCCCCUGGGAGCUAACCUCAGACAGGAUGAGCUGGCAAAGCCUUCCCCCAGGAACAACACUAGUUAUAGACUUUAUUCUGGACACAAAGUGAAUAGUCAGAGAAGACCUGAAACUCAGCACCUAAUGCUGACUGGAACGAGACUUCCAAUGCCAGUGUCCAGUCAGAGAAUAUUAUAAAUGUCACUCUCUGUAGACUUUUUUUGUUGUUGCUUGAG
Xyrauchen texanus (razorback sucker) is the source of this 1755-nucleotide messenger RNA. RefSeq lists its product as uncharacterized. NCBI's taxonomy places the organism in Eukaryota, Metazoa, Chordata, Actinopteri, Cypriniformes, Catostomidae. The transcript is spliced from 2 exons. The record is from RefSeq and is a predicted model, not a curated record. Bases 608 to 1717 code for a protein of 369 amino acids.